CUUAUCGGUCCACGCAUGCGCAGCACGCUCCCCCCGCUGGUCCCGGCCUGUCAAGAGCAGGCAGAUGGAAACGUAGGCAAGUGGAUUGGGGUGAGGUCAUGUAUUUUUAAGGCGCACAACGGAAUAAAAGCACUUUCCUCCGGAGGCAUAAACGCGUCGUCCCGCUGCUCCGGAACAUUUCAUCGAAGGUCGGGUGUUUUGGGGGGGGAUCCGCAUUUCAUGCCCGAGAGAACCUUUUUGGAUGCACAGCGAUCAGCAAUCGAAGACUUCGCCAUGAACAAAAACAAGAAAGAGAGAGAGUUCUACAGCCUGGAUGUGGGCGACUCGACGUUUACAGUAUUAAAACGAUACCAGAACCUAAGACCCAUUGGAUCGGGAGCUCAGGGAAUCGUCUGCUCUGCCUAUGACCAAGUCCUUGAGAAAAAUGUCGCCAUCAAGAAGCUGAGUCGGCCAUUUCAGAACCAGACCCACGCCAAGAGGGCGUUCAGAGAACUGGUCCUAAUGAAAUGUGUCAAUCACAAAAAUAUCAUCGGCCUCUUAAAUGUGUUCACGCCCCAAAAAUCCCUGGAAGAGUUCCAGGAUGUAUACUUGGUGAUGGAGCUGAUGGACGCCAACCUUUGCCAGGUCAUUCAGAUGGAGCUGGACCAUGAGAGGCUGUCUUAUCUGCUCUAUCAGAUGUUGUGCGGUAUCAAACACCUCCACGCCGCCGGCAUCAUUCACAGGGACCUCAAACCCAGCAACAUUGUCGUCAAGUCGGAUUGCACGCUGAAGAUCUUGGACUUCGGCUUGGCUCGAACGGCCGCCACGGGCCUCCUGAUGACGCCGUACGUGGUGACGCGCUACUACAGAGCACCGGAGGUCAUCUUGGGCAUGGGCUACCAAGCUAAUGUGGAUGUGUGGUCAGUGGGCUGCAUAGUGGCCGAGAUGAUCAGGGGAAGUGUGCUGUUCCCCGGCACUGAUCACAUUGACCAGUGGAACAAAGUCAUCGAGCAGCUCGGCACCCCAUCUCAGGACUUCCUCAUGAAACUCAACCAGUCGGUAAGAACGUACGUGGAGAACCGGCCGCGCUACGCGGGAUACAGCUUUGAGAAGCUCUUCCCAGAUGUUCUCUUCCCAGCCGAUUCCGAUCACAACAAACUGAAAGCAAGCCAGGCAAGAGAUCUCUUAUCCAAGAUGUUAGUGAUUGACGCCUCCAAGCGCAUAUCUGUGGACGAGGCCCUGCAGCACCCCUAUAUCAACGUUUGGUACGACCCAGCGGAAGUGGAGGCGCCCCCGCCUAAGAUUCUUGACAAGCAGCUGGAUGAGAGGGAACAUACCGUGGAGGAGUGGAAAGGGCUGAUUUAUAAGGAAGUCAGCGACUGGGAGGAAUGGACGAAAAAUGGCGUGAUCAGAGGACAGCCGUCUCCUCUCGGUGCAGCAGUGAUUGACAGCCCCCCUCAACCUUCUUCCUCCUCCUCCUCGUCCUCCUCCUCUUCUUCAGCCAAUGACGUGUCGUCCAUGUCCACAGAGCCCACGGUGACCUCUGAAACAGACAGCAGUUUGGACAGCCACACUUCUCUCGGAGCUCUGGCCUGUUGCAGAUAACACACACACACACACACAUUUAGUCCACUGUAAUCUAUCCUCAUCAGUGCACAUUAUAGUGUUAGAGGUGGGAUAGUUCUCCUAUUAGUUUGUAGAGCUGCGCUUUCAAUGUACAGUUUGUUGUUAUUGGCCCUGAUACUAUUGUAAAUGACUGUGCUUUCAAAUGGUAUCAUUAUUAUUAUUAUUAUUAUUAUUAUGAUUAUUAUGAUUGUAUUUUUGCUGCAAAGAGUAUGUUUUGAUGUGAACCUGAUGUUUGUAAUGAGCGGGGGGCGACGUGAUAGGGGAUUUGUGCAUCAGUGUGCGGCUACACAGUGGCAUCACGGCACGCUGGUAAAGUGUUUUUUUUUUUUUUUAAAUACUUUCUUAAAAUGCUGAUUCAGCAUUCGGGAUGUUUUAAAUGAAUCCACUAUCGGAUGUGAAUAUUUCCUGUUUUUUUUUUUCCCCCUCGUCUGUGCAGAUGUAUCCUUCAGCGUGUUUUUCCGCCGGGCAUCGGACUUUUGUUACGUCGGCAUACUGUCCAACGUACUGCUGUGUAUUCUACUGUUACUUACAGAACAGGGUGAAUGUAAGCAAAAAGUCAACAAGACGCUAACACACUUGGCUCCAAAAGUUAGAACACUGCAAACAAUGACGUCUAAGCAGGUUAAAUACCUGAAAUCUUGGUCAGAAAUCCAUAUUUAAUAAGAAUAUAUUAUUACCGUAAUUCUACAACACAAUACAGGUAGGUGGUGCUCGGUUUACGGUAUUUUGUCUUAUGUUGUUUUGUGGCUACCUAUGGACUCCCAUAAAUUCUUUAUUUUGGUUUAUUUUGGCGGCACGGUGGUCAAGUGGUUAGCGCGCAGACCUCACAGCUAGGAGACCAGGGUUCAAUUCCACCCUUGGUGUGGAGUUUGCAUGUUCUCCCCAUGGAUGCGUGGGUUUUCUCCGGUUUCCUCCCACAUUCCAAAAACAUGCUAGGUUAAUUGGCGACUCCAAAUUGUCCAUAGGUAUGAAUGUGAGUGUGAAUGGUUGUUUGUCUAUAUGUGCCCUGUGAUUGGCUGGCGCCUCUCGCCCGAAGUCAGUCCGGAUAGGCUCCAGCACCCCCGCAACCCUCGUGAGGAUAAGCGAUAGAAAAUGAAUGACUCAUUUUUCCCCUUCGAUAUCGUUACUGAUGACUUUUGGGGAAUUUUGUUUCAAUACCGCUACCAAUUGGGCUGCAUAGCGCACAAGUGGUUAGCAUACAGGCCUCACAGCUGGGAGACACGAGUUCAAUUCCACCCUCGGCCAUCUUUAUGUUGAGUUUUCGUGGGUUUUAUCCGGGUACUCCGGUUUCCUCCCACAUUCCAAAAACAUGCUAGGUUAAUUAGCCACUCCAAAUUGUCCAUAGGUAUGAAUGUGAGUGUGAAUGGUUGUUUGUCUAUAUGUGCCUUGUGAUUGGCUGGCCACCAGUCCAGGGUGUACCCCGCCUCUCGCCCGAAGUCAGUCCGGAUAGGCUCCAGCACCCCCCGUGACCCUUGUGAGGAUAAGCGGUAGAAAAUAAAUGAAUGAAUGAAUCAUUUUUCCCCUUCGAUAUCGUUACUGAUGACUUUUGGGGAAUUUUGUUUCAAUACCGCUACCAAUUGGGCUGCACGGCGGACGAGUGGUGAGCACGCAGGCCUCACAGCUAGGAAACCCAGGUUCAAUUCCACCCUUUGCCAUCUCUGUGUGGAGUUUGCAUGUUUGCAUUCCAAAAACAUGCUAGGUUAAUUGGCGACUCCAAAUUGUCCAUAGGUAUGAAUGUGAGUGUGAAUGGUUGUUUGUCUAUAUGUGCCCUGUGAUUGGCUGGCCACCAGUCCAGGGUGUACCCCGCCUCUCGCCCAAAAGACAGCUGGGAUAGGCUCCAGCACCCCCCGCGACCCUCGUGAGGAAAAGCGGUAGAAAAUAAAUAAACACAAUAAAAUGUAUGGCAUUUUUAUGCUCCACUGAUUUUUUUUUUGGACAAGUACUGAGAUGUCGCACUUUAUUGAGCAGCCCUUGAACUCACUAUAGUUGCAUAGUGCAGAGCGACAGUGUAACAUGUAUGUAUAAGUCUCUGACGUCUGUUCAUGGGUCAUCUUACAGUGCUAUUCAUUAGUGGCGAGUGCUUGAAGUGUUUUCCAACAUGUGGCACGGGGUCAGACGUGACACGGCGUGACACACGCGUUGAUCAUGCUAAGAAUUUUAAUAUAAUUAAUUCAAUAAAUCCGUCCCCACCGUUUGUUAACAUGCUAUUUUUAACAGCCAUGGUAAUAACAUAAUAAAAUGUAUGGCAUUUUUAUGCUACACUGAUUUUUUUUUGACAAGUACUGAGAUGUCGCAAUUUGUUGAGCAGCCCUUGAACUCACCAUAGUUGCAUAGUGCAGAGCGACAGUGUAACAUGUAUGUAUAAGUCUCUGAUGUCUGUUCAUGGGUCAUCUUCCAGUGCUAUUCAUUAGUGGCGAGUACUUGGAGUGUUUAUCCAACAUGUGGCACGCGGUCAGGCCGUGAACAUGAUGUAUCGAUGCUGUACUCGGUGGUGAAUAAACGGGGACACGGCAUGUACGGUGUUAGUGUUACUUAAGAUGAGCAGAUUUGAUGAAAAAUAUACUUUUUUUUUUUUUUAGUGAAAGUAUUUUGGCCAUGAUUUCAGGUAUUUGAGUUUUUGCUGAGUCAUCUUUAGCAUUUGAUGCUUUCAGACGUUCAUACGAGAUGUCUGGUAGUUAUGAUCUUUUAUUUAAGUGCCCUUACUGAGUUUCAAGUGAUUUUUUUUAACUCCUCAAAGUUGAGUUCUACCUCGCAUACACACACAUCAUUAUUAUUAUUAUUAUUAUUAUUAUAAUUAUAGCUCCGGUAUGCAUAUCACACAAAACAUUGAAGGAAUAUGUCUUUUGUUUUUUUUCUUCUUCUUCCACUUUGUAUAUAUUUAUUUAUUUAUUUAAUUAUUUAUUCCAAGUGCAAAUGCAUUUGUUGUAUGUAAAAUGUACAUGUAGCUAAGAAAGUACUGUUUUCUUUUUCUAUGUUUGAUUGCAUUGUGCAAUAUAGAUUGUUUAGAUUUAGACUAGUCAAAGAAAAAUGAGGUGUACAUUGUAGUGUCGAUGUAUGUAUGGGAGUUAACCAACCAGGUCAGGCUGCCAUGAUGCUUCCUUUAUUCGGAUUGUGUUGGACCCAAUUCCGGUAUUGGGUACUCCACACAAGCUCCCAGAAUGCACUUGGGGAUUAUUGUGAUGCAUGUCCUUGCACCUUGCUGGGCCAUAUUUUCCAAUGACUGUUUGUGACUUCCUGUUUGUUUUUUUUUUCUUUUUCAUGUGGCUUUUCUUCUGUCCUAAACAUCUAAAGAAGAAUAGAAGUUUUCAUAUUGGAUUGAACCUACAGGAAGCAGCAUAACCGGGUUGUAAAGUACUGGCAACACAAAUAUGAAACCUGUGAGCUGUUUUUUUUUUUUUUAAUGAAUCUGGCAUCAGAACAUUAAAAAAAGAAAAAAGUCCAAGUGUCCAUCUUCAACUCUGGAAAAUAAAAGAGUUGAAUUUGAAUCUUUUGUUUUGUUUUUUUUUACUUUCCAAGAGGAUGUAAAAGGUAAGAAAUGAUUCAUUUAUUUACUGCUUAUCUUGUACAAGUUCACAGUGGGGUGAGCUGGAGCCUAUCCCGGCAAACCAAUUUAACAUCUUCAAUGAACCCAACAUGCGUGGAAGACGAUAGUGGAGGAGGACGCCUGCAGAGAAGCUACACGUGAAGUUCUUCCACAGUUUUGUCCAGGUCAGAACUCCUCCUUGCUUCAUUUUAAUUCAUUUGAGUUUUGAUUCAUUCAUUUUGCGGGGGUGCUGGAGCCUAUCCCAGCUGUUUUUGGGCGAGAGGCGCGGUACACCCUGGACUGGCCGAGGGUGGAAUUGAACCCUG
Doryrhamphus excisus (bluestripe pipefish) is the source of this 5454-nucleotide messenger RNA. NCBI's taxonomy places the organism in Eukaryota, Metazoa, Chordata, Actinopteri, Syngnathiformes, Syngnathidae. The record is from RefSeq and is a predicted model, not a curated record.